This is a messenger RNA of Capsella rubella, 1001 nucleotides long. RefSeq lists its product as uncharacterized. The coding region runs from base 196 to 405 and encodes 69 amino acids. Lineage: Eukaryota; Viridiplantae; Streptophyta; Magnoliopsida; Brassicales; Brassicaceae. The record is from RefSeq and is a predicted model, not a curated record. The transcript has a single exon.
UCUUUUGUAGUCUUCACAAAGCUUAGCAUCUAAACCAAUCCCUCUCCUUAGUCACCAAGAAACCCAUAACUCUACAUAAAACACUAACAAGCUCCUCCAUUCUCAGUUUUAUCUUCCAUUUUCACCUGCACCAAAAAGAAAACAAGAACUUGAAAUACACAAAAACACAUUUCAGAUCACAGAUUUUCUUGAGAUAUGAGUGCAGACUGGGGACCUGUGAUUGUAGCAGUGGCUCUGUUCAUCCUACUCUCACCAGGAUUGCUCUUUCAGUUACCGGCAAGGACAAGAGUGAUGGAGUUUGGGAACAUGAGCACAAGCGGGAUUUCGAUUUUGGUCCACGCCAUUAUAUACUUCUGUAUACUCACUAUCUUGGUCAUUGCCAUACAAAUUCACAUCCAUUUCUGAUCUUAUAGUGUAACAAAAGGCAGCUUCUUUGGUUUCAAAACUUCGCCUUUAUCCAUUUUUUUUUCCUUUUCUUUUUGUUGCUAAUCUCUGAUUCUUGGCUCAUAGGGUCUCAAACAGGGGUGGUUAAAAAAGGUUGUAUACAAAUAAGUAAUCCGUGAUUUUGUUCUCCACAAUUCAAUUUCUAAAAACUCUCUACAACAAUAUCUCUCUGAUCUCUCAUGGCUUCAAAAUGUAAGAAUGCAAUAUAAAGCAUCUUACUUUGCUACAAAUUUCCUUUAUUUCGCUAAUCUCUCAUUCUUUGCUAAUAUGGUUUAAAAGUAAGUAUUGCAUAGACAAAUAAAAAUCUGCAAUUUUGUAUUCCACAAUUUCAAUUUAUCAACUCUGAAUAGCUCAAGAAAAGAUCGAAACAAAGAUCAAAUUUUUCCUUAAUAAGUUAAUAACAGCAAUACAAGCUUAAUGGAUUAAUACAUUUGAGUUCUACAGAACAGAGUAUAAAGUAUACAAAACCCCUUAAAACAGAGUUCCAGAUCUCAGAAGAUUCCUCCAGAUUCAGCAAAAAGGGUUUACCUUUAUUGUCUGCCGGAAAUACCCAAUUA